This is a messenger RNA of Cricetulus griseus (Chinese hamster), 1293 nucleotides long. The record is from RefSeq and is a predicted model, not a curated record. NCBI's taxonomy places the organism in Eukaryota, Metazoa, Chordata, Mammalia, Rodentia, Cricetidae.
AUGUCCUUCCAUCUGCUGAUUGUUGAACUUGAAAAUGAAUUUGAGGCUGGUAUCUCCAAGAAUCGGCAGACCCUUGAGCAUGCCCUUCUGGCUUACACCCUGGGUGUUAAACAGCUAAUUGUUGGUGUCAACAAAAUGGAUUCCACCGAGCCACCUUACAGCCAGAAGAGAUAUGAGGAAAUUGUGAAGGAAGUCAGCAUCUACAUUAAGAUUGGCUACAACCCUGACACAGUAGCAUUUGUGCCAAUUUCUGGUUGGAAUGGUGACAACAUGCUGGAGCCUAGUGCUAAUAUGCCUUGGUUCAAGGGAUGGAAAGUCACCCGUAAAGAUGGCAGUGCCAGUGGUACCACACUGCUGGAAGCUUUGGAUUGUAUCCUGCCACCAACUCGUCCCACUGACAAGCCACUGCGACUGCCCCUCCAGGAUGUCUAUAAAAUUGGUGGUAUUGGGACUGUUCCUGUGGGCCGAGUAGAGACUGGUGUUUUAAAACCUGGAAUGGUGGUUACCUUUGCUCCAGUUAAUGUUACAACAGAAGUAAAGUCUGUUGAAAUGCACCAUGAAGCUUUGAGUGAAGCUCUUCCUGGAGACAAUGUGGGCUCCAAUGUAAAGAACGUGUCUGUCAAAGAUGUCAGACGUGGCAACGUUGCUGGUGACAGCAAAAAUGACCCACCAAUGGAAGCAGCUGGCUUCAUUGCUCAGGUGAUUAUCCUGAGCCAUCCAGGCCAAAUUAGUGCUGGCUAUGCUCCUGUACUGGAUUGUCACACAGCUCACAUAGCAUGCAAGUUUGCUGAGCUUAAGGAGAAGAUUGAUCGCCGUUCUGGUAAGAAGCUGGAAGAUGGCCCUAAAUUCUUGAAAUCUGGUGAUGCAGCCAUCGUUGAUAUGGUUCCUGGCAAGCCCAUGUGUGUUGAGAGCUUCUCUGACUAUCCUCCACUGGGUCGUUUUGCUGUUCGUGACAUGAGGCAGACAGUUGAUGUGGGUGUCAUCAAAGCUGUGGACAAGAAGGCUGCUGGAGCUGGCAAAGUCACAAAGUCGGCCCAGAAAGCUCAGAAGGCUAAAUGAAUAUUACCCCUAACACCUGCCACCCCAGUCUUAAUCAGUGGUGGAAGAAUGGUCUCAGAACUGUUAGUCUCAAUUGGCCAUUUAAGUUUAAUAAAGAAAGACUGGUUAAUGAUAACAAUGCAUCAGAAAACCUUCAGGAGGAAGGGGGAAUGUUUUGUGGAACAUUUUUGUGUGUGUGGCAGUUUUAAGUUAUUAGUUUUCAAAAUCAGUACUUUUUAAUGGAAACAACUUGAC